Rhagoletis pomonella (apple maggot) is the source of this 2249-nucleotide messenger RNA. Its product is annotated as NADH-cytochrome b5 reductase 3. Gene Ontology annotation, cellular component: mitochondrion. The coding region runs from base 654 to 1607 and encodes 317 amino acids. Gene Ontology annotation, molecular function: oxidoreductase activity; FAD binding. The transcript is spliced from 5 exons. The record is from RefSeq and is a predicted model, not a curated record. Lineage: Eukaryota; Metazoa; Arthropoda; Insecta; Diptera; Tephritidae.
AACGAAAAACUAUUCUUAUCCUUUAGUGGAAAUUUACAUGUACAACAGAACAGAAGAUAAAAAAAUUGAAAAGCAACGGCAACAAGGAACGUGCCAUUAAUACUAUGUAAAUAUUUUCCGCCCCCGUUAGCAGAGUAUAAGUCAACGAAGUUUUUCGGUAAUAAUACGACCACUGCUCUUGCUGACAUCAACAUCGCUACUCGGUAACCAACAGUUGUGAUUUUCCAUCUCUCUUUCAUUCCAUAUUGAAGAGAUAUUUUCUGUUUUUAUUAAAUUAUAAUUGGUAAAUGGAUGUUCUGUUGGAAACUGAAGUCUCCGUAAUUCAUAACAAUAGCUGACGGAAUGGAUUGCUAAAUUGAAGAUAAUAAAAACGGAUGCAUAAUUACAUAACUGAAUUCCUGUUUAAAAUCAAUAAGUUAUUCUAAUUACAUACGCUAUUUGCCCCGCUCGAUUUUGAAUAAAGACUAAUUCGGCGACAGGUGAAACUAACCAAAACUACGAAAUUGUAUGGAAAUACUAUAAUUCACUUAUCAGCAGUGAGCUUGUAAUAUUGUGACUACCUUGGCUGCUUCAGCUGUUCUGACUUAUUAGAUACCUGAGAUGUUACCGUGCGCUAAUUGAAUCAGCGAAUUUUUAAAAAUAUUUGUUAAGUAAUGGCUCGGCCCGUAUAUGAAACACACUUAGUUCCGAUUGUGGUUGGCAUUGCGGCUGUAGUGGCUGGUGCUGCAAUCAUUCAUUAUCUGCUCAAUAAGAAGUCGUCGAAAAAGCGUCCCGAACCCAAUCGAACUGCACGUCUGCGGACUUUAGUAGACCCGAAUGACAAAUAUCAACUGCCACUAAUUGAAAAGGAGGUUUUAAGCCACGACACACGCCGUUUCCGCUUUGGAUUGCCAUCCAACCAACAUGUUCUUGGUUUGCCCGUAGGUCAGCAUAUCCACUUAAUUGCUACCAUCGAUAACGAAUUGGUAAUUCGACCAUAUACGCCAAUAUCAAGUGAUGACGAGGUCGGUUACGUUGAUUUGGUCAUUAAAGUAUACUUUAAAAAUGUGCACCCUAAAUUCCCGGCUGGCGGCAAAAUGACACAAUAUUUAGAACAAAUGAACAUAGGUGAUAAAAUUUCGUUCCGUGGCCCCUCUGGACGGUUACAAUAUCAGGGACAAGGCCGAUUCCAAAUCAAAAAGCUUCGCAAGGAUCCACCAAAGACAGUUAUAGCCAAGCGUGUAAAUAUGAUAUCUGGCGGCACAGGCAUCACCCCAAUGCUGCAGUUAAUACGCGAUGUUCUAAAGCAUAAUAAUAAAGAUAAAACUGAGCUCGCGCUGUUGUCUGCUAAUCAGACUGAGGCGGAUAUUUUACUGCGUAAUGAACUGGAUGAUCUAGUAAAAAGAUAUCCGGACCAACUGAAAGUGUGGUAUACGGUUGACAAAGCUAGUGAAGGCUGGGCCUAUAGUGAUGGAUAUGUCAAUGAUGAAAUGAUACGAUCUCAACUUUUUCCACCGAGUUCAGACACUCUUUGUUUACUGUGCGGACCACCGCCGAUGGUGAAUUACACUUGCAUACCUGGAUUGGAGCGCAUUGGCCACCACGCAGACAUGCGCUUUAGUUAUUAAACUAAUAAAAAUAGGGAGUUUAGUAAAAAUUUCGCUAAAUGCGUGUAGGGUUGGACCUAUGGAGUGGGGUUCAUAAACGAAGAGAUGAUUGGGCAGCAUCUUUUUCCGGCCUCGGAGGAUACUUUGGUGUUGAUGUGCGGCCCACCACCAAUGAUUAAUUUCGCUUGUAAUCCCGCUUUGGAUAAAUUGGAAUUCCAUCCAGAUACAAGAUUCGCAUAUUAAAUUCAAAGUGCAUUUAAAGAAUUGUUAAAUAUUAGGUCAAAUUGCGUGGAUAAAUUAAGUGUUGCCAACGCAAAUAAUAUGAUCUAUGUGCAUAUCUGUUUUAUUUCGGCUAUAUGUAUAUUCAAAAGAACUUUCUAUCAGAGUUGAAAAAAUUGUGUUAUUAAAAUUAAUUUAGAAACGCUACUUUUACCAUCUUGCAUACCUCUUCACCUAUGUUUUUGCAACGGAUUACAACACAUUUUCUUAUAUUGAAACUUUUCGAACAAAAAUAACUACAUAUAUAUUUGUGCAAAUAUUGUGAAUUCAUGAUUAAUACUAGGAACUGAAAAGAAGCUUUUGACGCAAAAUGUAAUUGUUAAAUCGUUAAGCAAGUCAGAGAAAUGGAAUAUAUUUAGAAUACUAAUGAAAACAAUUACUUCA